Messenger RNA from Cornus florida, 2537 nucleotides. Its product is annotated as protein S-acyltransferase 8-like. Bases 458 to 2089 code for a protein of 543 amino acids. The record is from RefSeq and is a predicted model, not a curated record. Gene Ontology annotation, biological process: protein targeting to membrane; peptidyl-L-cysteine S-palmitoylation. Gene Ontology annotation, cellular component: Golgi apparatus; endoplasmic reticulum. The transcript is spliced from 6 exons. Gene Ontology annotation, molecular function: protein-cysteine S-palmitoyltransferase activity. Lineage: Eukaryota; Viridiplantae; Streptophyta; Magnoliopsida; Cornales; Cornaceae.
UGUGAGAAAAAGAAAUCACAGCGCAAGCGAAAAAAAAUAAUAAUAAGAAAAAAAAUUAAUCACAGAACGAUUAAUAAAAAAAAAUUCUCCAUAUUCUGGUAUUUUGUAAAAACCAUUUAAAAAAAAAAUUAAUAAAGUUGAAAGGUAAGUCGGUCAUUUCAGCAUCAAGUGAACCAUCGCACUGAUUGGGUUGUUCUUUAUUGGGAUACUUUGUUGGAUUCUGAAAACAUUCUUUACUGCUUUCACAAUCUUUUGAAGUCCUCAACUGUCCCUCUACAGACAGUGAGUUGUCAAAAGACAAAAGCCCAUAAAAAACCCACCAAUCUACCAACAUUCAAACCUCAUACCGCUCUUUAUAUGCACAAAUUCCCAUGCAAAGAAAAUGAAUAUGAACAAUCCCAAGUUCCAAACCUUCGAUUCCCUUCCCACAUGGUAGCCAGUGGUCAUACCCUUCCUCAUGGAGAAGCGCGUGUACCAAGUUUGGAAGGGAAGCAAUCAUUCACUUCAUUUGUCACUGAGGGUACUUCAACAAGGCGUAUGUGACUAUGUCCCCCAAUGUGGGAUGCUGGGAGGACAACACUUUGCACACAAACUGGCUUAUUUUGCACUCAAACUCGCAUCCUCACACCUCUUAGUCCAAGCUUUUAGAAUUGCACCAAGCAAAUUACCCUUUGGUACUGCAAACAAACACCAAAGCAACCCCCAAAAUGGGAACGGCUUCUAUGCUGCUUUCUAUUGUUCUGGUUAUGAGGAGUCAGUGAGCCAUCUUCUCUUGCACUGUCCAAUAGUGAGCGACGUUGGCCCAUGUUAUUUGCAACCAAUCUUCUCAAUCCUUGGAGGGGAUGUACAGGCAAGUUCGAGACACAUGGAGGGGAGGUCCUUUAUGCAUAUGGUGGAGUUUGUGAAAUUCAUCUUCAGUGGGAGGUUGAUAUUUGGACCAGAUGCUAGGUCACUGAUAAUUACCUUACUGCUUAUCCUUGUUCCUGUUGUGAUCUUUUGUACACUUGUUGCCAGGAAUCUUCUCAAUGAGCUUCAAGCAUAUAAUGCUGGAUAUGCUAUUCUGGUUGUAUCAAUUGUCUUAACAAUCCUUGUAUUGGUGCUGCUUCUUUUGACCUCAGCUCGGGACCCUGGCAUUGUUCCCCGCAAUUUACAUCCUCCAGAGGAAGAGUUAUGUUAUGAUUCUUCAACCUCUGUGGAGGUUGGUGGUAGAACAACACCAAGCCUUCAAUUUCCCCGCACCAAAGAAGUCUUUGUUAACGGUUUUGCUGUGAGGGUUAAAUAUUGUGAAACCUGUAUGCUGUAUCGUCCUCCCCGAUGCUCUCAUUGCUCCAUAUGCGAUAAUUGUGUGGAGCGCUUUGAUCACCAUUGCCCCUGGGUGGGCCAAUGCAUAGGAAAGCGCAACUACCGUUACUUUUUUAUGUUUGUUUCUUCUUCAGCACUUCUCUGUAUCUUCGUCUUUUCGAUGUCGGCUUUGAACAUGAAAUUUCUUAUGGAUCGUUAUGGAACAGUUUGGAAGUCUAUGAACGAAUCACCUGCAUCAGUGAUACUAUUGGCCUAUUGUUUCAUUUCUAUGUGGUUUGUGGGGGGUCUCACUGGCUUCCACCUAUAUCUUAUAGGCAAAAACCAGACCACAUAUGAGAAUUUUCGCUACAGAGCAGACAGCAGACUCAAUGUCUAUGACCGGGGCUGCCUGGGCAAUUUUUUUGAUGUGUUCUGCUCAAAGAUAGAACCUUCAAGAAACAAUUUCCGUGCCCAUGUACAAGAAGAGGCACCAAGGCCUCCCAAGCGCACUGUCAGGUUAGCAGAAUUGGAUGAUAAUGGUGGGGAGAGACGAGCAAAAGUAGAAGAUGAUCUAGAGAUUGGUAAUGAUCUUCUGAAGAUAUCCCAACGCCAUGAUCUUGAAGAAGGGGAUAUUCGAAACAGAGGCAGUGAUGGGCUACCUAAGAAGUCUUCCGAUGAUGAAUUUGGUUUAGGUUUGGAACUGCAGAAAUCCAUCUCCUGGUCAGAGAGACACCACUCCAGUUUCAGUAGAAGAAAUGCAAGCAUGGAUUUGUCAUCAGAAAUUCUUGUCUUUAACUCCAAUCGCUGAGAGCAGAAACUAUAUAUACUCAAAUUGAGGAACACCAGUAGAGAUGGUUUAGUUGAUUUUGUUUGUGGUGCAAUACGCAGCAAUCAUUGUUUUCGAUAGUUACAGAUAUGCCCUAGGCUGUUGAAACUUGACCUCCCUUUUUUAAUCUUUUUGGUGCAAUACAAACUGAUCUUGGCGCUCCCCUUCCCUAGUUCCCUCUUUGUUCCCUUGGAGAAGUCACAAGGGUUGGAAGAGACGGUUGAUAGAGUUCCUUACUGAUUUUUUUUUUUUUUUUUUUUUUUUUGGUAUAAGAUAUGUUUAACUGGGGUUUCUGUAUAUUUAAAGCUUGUUUGAUUCGUAACUGUUGGAUUAGCAUUAUCAAUUUGUGUUUUUUAUUUCUCAAGUUUAUCAGUAAUUGGAGAACAGAUGUAAAACAAGGGUUUGGAAAAUAUGGAUCAAUUUUUGUGAU